Messenger RNA from Chaetomium globosum CBS 148.51, 660 nucleotides. RefSeq lists its product as uncharacterized. The coding region runs from base 1 to 660 and encodes 219 amino acids. NCBI's taxonomy places the organism in Eukaryota, Fungi, Ascomycota, Sordariomycetes, Sordariales, Chaetomiaceae. The transcript is spliced from 2 exons. The record is from RefSeq and is a predicted model, not a curated record.
AUGCCCAAAGGCAAAGCGAAAGGGCAGGGGAAAUGGAAACACAGAAAUAAAGGGAAGGGGGGCGCGCCAAGGGCGGACCGCAACCCUCCCCCUACACCCGCCGGUCCAAGCCAUCCAACCCUUCCGAGCCCGGAUGGCCCGUCGAACCCCGGAGACGAAAUUCCCAAGCUAUCGAUGAAUGGCCUGACGCUCUGUGACCCUGAUCCGGCCGAAGCCCCGGUGCUGAUUCCGCCCAAGAAAAAAAAGAAGCAGCCGUUUCGGUUCUUGGAUUUGCCUCCGGAACUGCGCAUUGAAGUGUACACGCACUUCGUUACGGCCGAUGAUGUGGUCGACCUCAACACAGAAAACCACAAGUACAUCCGCAAAAAACUAUCCAUACUCAAGACCUGCAAACUCAUAUACCAAGAAGCCUCACACGUGUUCUACGGCAAAAACACGUUUCGGAUCUUCCCUACGCAAGGUGGUCGUUACUUUAAGACUAAGAAGCCGCUGCUUGCGCGACUGAAGUCGCAUCAGCGUAGGAUGCUGACCUCGCUGGAAUUACGCCUCGGCCCGGGUUGGACUAACCCCCCACGCGGCUGGGUAGUGAACCCGGCGCUAGGUCUUCACGAUUGCGUCAAUGUGCAGAAAAAUACCGUCCCUGACCUGCGUCCACUUUGA